ACGAAAGUGAAAAUAGACUUAGUUAUGAUACGUUCAUAAACGUGUUUUUGUUAGCAUGUCAAAUACAUCUGUAGCUCACGACAUACAGGGAAAAUCGAGGACAGGGGAUGUUUUGAUAAAUGAAAAUGUUAAUUUUUCCGGACUACUCCUAUCGGACAAUAUAUUAAGCGGUCUUCAAAAAGCAGGAUUUCAGCGUCCAUCUCCAAUCCAACUGAAAGCAAUACCGCUUGGACGAUGUGGUUUAGACCUUAUUGUGCAAGCAAAGUCAGGCACGGGAAAAACUUGUGUGUUCUCUGUCAUAGCGCUGGAAGGUAUUCAAACAGAGAGCUUUGCACUGCAGGUCCUAGUAUUGGCCCCUACCAGAGAAAUCGCCACACAGAUCUGGGAUGUGAUCAGCUCUAUAGGACAGUGUAUACCCUCUCUCAGAUGUCACACCUUCAUCGGGGGAAUGCCUGUUGUAGAGGACAAGCAGAAACUAAAGAAGUGUCAUAUUGCUGUGGGAACACCAGGGAGAAUAAAACAGUUGAUAGAGACCAACAUAAUGACUACAGACAGCAUUAGGAUGUUUGUGUUGGAUGAAGCAGACAAACUCCUGGAGGAAAGCUUUCAGGAGCAAAUCAACUGGAUCUACUCCACACUCCCUGAGAAUAAACAGAUGCUGGCUCUGUCUGCUACCUACCCUGAGUACCUAGCCCAGCACCUGACCAGCUACAUGAGAAACCCCACCUUUCUUAGACUCAAUAUCUCCGAUCCAGCAUUGCUUGGAAUUAAACAAUUCAAGAGGGUUGUAGAUUACCAUGUCUUGCCCAACAAAGUGUUUGACAAUAAAACCAAAGUUGUCAUUGAGUUAUUGUCAUCUGUCAAUUUCCAGCAGUGUCUUAUCUUUUCCAACCUCCAAACCAGAGCACAGAAUAUGGCUGACGUCUUGAUCAGUCACGGUUGGCCGACAGCUUGUAUUGCAGGAAGUCACGACCAGAGAGAUCGAAACGAAGCCAUGAGUCAACUUAAGACAUAUAAGUGUCGAGUUCUCAUCUCCACUGAUCUAACAUCCAGAGGGAUUGAUGCUGACAAGGUUAACAUGGUGAUCAACCUAGAUGUUCCCAAAGACCACGAGACGUAUCUCCACAGAAUAGGCAGGGCAGGCCGGUUUGGAACAUUUGGGGCAGCAGUGACUAUUAUCAGCCAUGGACAAGAAGAAAGAGACUUGAACAAGGUGGAAAAGAGAUGUAACACUUGCAUUAAAGACCUUCCAGAUCCAAUUCCAAACACAUUGGCAAAGAGUGAGGGAACUAUAUGCCUGGAUGAUAUGGUGUCUACCGAACAAAUAAUUACUGACCACACCAGAAUAUCCCCAAAGAAGAUAGAAACUACACAGCAGAGUCACAACUCAAAAAGCAAAUUAGAUCAGGAGUCGCAGACAAACAGCAAAGGUGGAGAGCAUUUGAAAAAUUUGGAAACGAAUUUUGAGAACUGUUUGAAGACAAUGACAAAGGAUGUGCAAUUAAGUUCUUGUAAUGAGAAUGGGGACAAUUCUGAAGAAGAGAAAUCAAAUUAUAUGUGUGCAAGGAAUUGCAAAAAGAAAUCUUUUCUAAAUGAAUGGACUGGCAACAAGAUUGGACUUGAUAAUUUAUGCAAUCAGGAAUCCAAAGAAAAAAUGGAGAAUAAGGAUCAGCUAACAGGAAAAUCAAGGAGUUCUUCUCAUAAAGGAAAAACAGACCAAGAGGAAAAAGAUUUAAGUAGAUCUGCAGAAUAUGAGGCAAGGAAUCUAAAGAGUGAAAAGAAGAUGCCAAAGAAGAAAGAGAGUUGUUUUGAAAUACAAAUUCCAAAGCUAGAUGAAUUUUUGAGCCAAAACAGGAAAGGAGAUUUUAAAACUUUUGAUGAGAAGAAGAGAGAAUACCAAAAGUAUCUCGAAGAGAGGGAUGCAUCUGUAAAUAGAGAGGAGAUUAUAGUGACAGCAAACCCAUUUGUUUGGAAAAAAGAUGAAAGAGAACAAUUGUUAUCUAUGAUAAACAAAAUAUUAACCUUAGAAGAAGGGUUUGAUGAAAAUGUGGAAAAGGAUAGUGAAGAGAACAAAGUUAAGAGUGCUUGUGCUGAGGUGCAGACAGAAAGUUUUGAUUUUCUUCCUGAUAUGAAAGGUGACAGUACAUUGACAACAGGAACAAAGUACAAGGAACAUGUUAAUAAAAAGUGUGGUUCUCACCGAGUUCCCAUGCAUGACACACACAAAGGAUCGGAAACAAUGGCGCUGAAUGGGAAAAAGCAAUCCAAAGAACAUCAAUACAGAGAUCAUGGGUUUUGUUUAGACCAAGAGGGAGUCUUUAGCAACGAAGAAAUAGAUUCGUUCGAUACUUUGUGUGAAGAGGAAGUUGAUUUUGAGAAGCAAAAUUCGGAAGAGGAGGAACAAACCUUCUUUGAAUAUCCAUAUAUUCCAAAUUCAAAUCAGUCAACCUUAAAUAAUCAUUGUUUGGGGGAUCAGUACCCACCAUUUGCUUUUAAUCCAUAUAACAGUUUUGGAUACCCGUCUCCAACACAGAUGAGUCGUGAUCAAAGAAAACAUUUGUUUAAUUAUCAAUUAUCUCUGUCCCUUUACCAACAAAAUAACUAUAUAUCAGCAAUGCUUGGACAAUUUUAUUAAUAAGAAGCAAUAAACAAUAUAAAAAGAUUGUUUUUUUUAUUAUAUUAAAAUUUUCAUCAUGGUAAGCAUUAUGAUCAAGGAUAGAGAACAUUCUUUCCAAAGGGGGAAUGCUGUAUUAUCAGAUUUUAUUCGACUCGGGCAUGCGCAAUCAUACAAAGGCAUUCAUUUGAUCUAUUUGGAUAAGUUGUUUUUUUUAGUUGGAAGAGCAUGAAUCAUUUUUUUUUACUCCCAUUUAUAUUUCAGAAUACAUGUAACUAAAUGCAUAAUUAUCAUGUCAAUUAAUGUAGCAAUCUGAAAUUCAUGGCCCUAGGACAGAACCGAUAUGGUUAUAGUGAAAAUG
Magallana angulata is the source of this 2975-nucleotide messenger RNA. RefSeq names its product probable ATP-dependent RNA helicase DDX20. The coding region runs from base 56 to 2635 and encodes 859 amino acids. Gene Ontology annotation, molecular function: RNA helicase activity; nucleic acid binding; ATP binding. The record is from RefSeq and is a predicted model, not a curated record. The transcript has 10 exons. NCBI's taxonomy places the organism in Eukaryota, Metazoa, Mollusca, Bivalvia, Ostreida, Ostreidae.